GUCAAAGUCAUCGCUGAGGCGCUCAUAUAAACAUACAGAUGCCCAGUCUGCGUAUUUGCAUAUUUUUUUAUACUUUGGGGUAACUCGCACAAACAUACUCGGGCUUCAUCAGCUGCUGGUUUAAAGUGGACUAUGAGAGAUGGAGCUGCAUUUCCAUGAAAGUUUGAUGCGGUGUAAACCCGUUCAUUCAAGUCCUUUUGCGUUUUGUUGAGGACACUUGAGGAGCUGCAAUUCUGGAUAAUGGACAUAUUUAAACAAGAAGGACAACAGUGAACCUGAGGGCACACAGAAGAGCUGCUGUCGAGUAAAGGAAGAUUUAAUGCAAACGUUAAUGAAGGGAGCGCGUGCGGUACGUUGUGCGGGACGCAGUGAAGCUGCAGGGGUGAACUGAUGAGCUCCACGGACGGCCGACAAACAGGAACUCAUCAAUGCUUCUCAUCAGCCCAGUCCUGACUUUCCAACAGUGAGGCACGAGCACUUUAUUUUUGAGCCACAACAGCCCACAUCUGGUUGUGUCAAAACCUCAGUGGAGUCAUGGGUACCGUCCUAUCCCUCUCCCCGGGUCCUCGAAAACCUGGUUACUACGAUGACCGGCCUGGGUCUCUAAGUCAUUACCCGAGCCUGAGCAGCCGCUCUUUGAACACUCAAAAGGACCGCAGCCUCAAACGCGGCCAUUCUAUCUUUCUCCCCGCUCUCACCUGGAAACGCCUAGUGGCUUCCACCAAGAAGCGGGGAGAGUCCAAAAAAGCCUAUCCUGGAGGUCAAGGGGCCGUUGGGGCCCCUCUCAACAACAAUAACAUCUACCAGAAGGAUCCAAUCUUGCACCUCAACCGCGAAAAUGUGAAGAAGUCUCUCUCCUGUGCCAAUCUCACUAGCUACGAUGGUCCAGCUGGUCUGGGCCUGGGCGUUGGGCUGGGAUACGGGAAACCGCAGCAUAUUUCUUCUGUCAAGAAGAUUGCACCUACAUGCACCUCAUCACCCAAGCGUGUGAUCGUCCAGGCUUCCACUAGUGAGCUGCUCCGCUGUCUGGGUGAGUUUCUGUGUGCUCGCUGCUAUCGGCUCAAACACCUUUCUCCCGCUGAUCCAGUCCUGUGGCUGCGUGCUGUGGACCGUUCUCUGUUGCUCCAGGGCUGGCAGGACCAGGCCUUUGUGACUCCGGCCAAUGUGGUGUUUGUGUACAUGCUGUGUCGUGAUGUGGUGGAUGGUGAUUCGGUUUCUUCAGAGCACGAACUACAAGCAAUUCUACUCACCUGUCUGUACCUGUCCUACUCCUACAUGGGGAACGAGAUCUCGUACCCGCUCAAGCCCUUCCUGGUGGAGGCUGGUAAAGAGGCAUUCUGGGACCGUUGUCUGGCCAUUAUUGAUGUGACCAGUGCCAAGAUGCUGCGCAUCAACGCAGACCCACAUUUCUUCACGCAGGUCUUUGCUGAUCUAAAGAGUGAAGGAGGUUGCAGUUUGCAGGACUACGCUAGAGUUUUGGAUCGGUGAAAAGAGGAACUGGCAGAUUUUCUCUGCAAAACAACACUGUCAUCAUCCCACAACAUCACUUUGGCCCCCUAUAUGCCUUGUCGCACAACAGUGGGACUCACUUUUACUGUAAGAAACAAUCCUGCUGAAAAGACCAGUUUAGACCUGUAUGAAUGUCCAGGCUGAGUUAUGUUGGUUUGGUGUUGCUACCAUCUGUGAUAGUCUUUGCAGUGGGAAGAGAAAGCAUAUAGUAUGACAAUACCAUACAAUCUUAAUAAUUAAGUUUCUUAAUUGGCCUCGAUCAUACCCUGAAGAACGAAGUAAACUUUUCCAGUCUACAAAACGUUCUUUAUAGGGGGAAACGUUUCUUUUCAUCAUUGACAUGUUACAAAUAUAUGGUUCUUGUAAGAACUGAUCAUUGAAACAUUCGUGCAACCCAAAUGGCUCAAGUAUGGAAUUGCUGUCAAAUCCUUUAUUUUUAAGAGUGUAUAGUGGGAAAGGUAAUGAUUAUGAAACGAUGAUGAAAAUACUUUUUAGAUAUUAGACUAAUUGUUCUCUGGCAGUUUUUUGUGGAACCCUAAUUUUUAUUUUUUAUUUUGAAAGGCUCUUUUUAAAAAAGAGUGUACGCAAAGUUGAUCCCACCAUUUCAAGCCCAUCAUAGUAAAAAAUUAAACACAUUAAUACUUUGAGAAUUAACAUCAAAAAGAAGGGAGAAAUUUGUCCUUUUGAAACUUAAGCUGUUGUCAAACCCUGCCUUUUUCUGAUGUAGUUACAAGUCCUUUGUUUAACCUUUCAUUCCUCUACAUUUUCAACAAUUAUUCUGAAAGAAACUACAAGAAAAACCAUCUAACCAACAAGGACAAUGUUAGUGGGAGUGUGUAUGUUUGUGUGUGACAGGCAGCAAACGGUGAGCUUCAACAGCUGUUGGUUGUCUUGUCGCCCUUCCUUUAUUUCAUGUGCUGGACUUUGGGGCACCAGCUGCAAUGGCAUUAACAAGAUUAACAGAUUAGUGUCACACACACACACACACACACACACACACACACACACACACACACACACACACACACACACACACACACACACACACACACACACACUGAAAGACAAUUCUCAAUGCCUCUCCUUGCUCGCCAGCUCUAUAGGUUGAAUGGUUAAUCCAUAUAGGCCAUACACACUAAGUUAUGUUCUGAAUUGCACGUCUUAGUAACAGUACAGUGUCAUUGAAAAUUCGUGUCAAGUUUGAAUGAGUCUAUAAGUAUAUGAUAUCCUGCUAGAGCGUGAUGGAUAUGAAUAAAUAGUCCUGGAUUCUCCAACGAAAGAUCAGGUGCAGUCAAAUACUGCUUAUUACUUGUAUCUGCAUCUUCUCUCUUUAGAGGAACAUUGAUUUCAAUGUCAGUUUCUUUCUGGGUUUAGUUCCUUAAAUCUGAAUUCAAAAGUGAAAUUGUUUAUCUCAACAACAAAUGUUGUGGGGGUUUGUCAAAAAAUCAAACAGAUGAAGGCAUCACACUAAAAAUAUUAGUGUAGAUACUAUUUUUGCUAGUAAAUUUCUGAAACAUUUAUCAAAAAUUGAAUAUUUUGAAUCUUUUAAUUAUUAUUUUUAUUAUUAUUAUUCAUUCAUUGAUUUUCUUUUCGGCUUAGUCCCUUUAUUAAUCCAGGGUCGCCACAGCGGAAUGAACUGCUAACUUAUCCAGCACAUGUUUUACGCAGCGGAUGCCCCUCCAGCUGCAACCCAUCUCUGGGAAACAUCCAUACACACUCAUACACUACGCGAACGCAAGGAGAACAUGCAAAAUUCACACAGAAACUCCAACUGACCCAGCCGAGACUCGAACCAGCAACCUUCUUGCUGUGAGCCGACAGCACUACCUAUUGCGCCACUGCG
This is a messenger RNA of Danio aesculapii, 3352 nucleotides long. RefSeq lists its product as uncharacterized. Gene Ontology annotation, biological process: brain development; activation of protein kinase activity; positive regulation of cyclin-dependent protein serine/threonine kinase activity. The coding region runs from base 535 to 1488 and encodes 317 amino acids. Gene Ontology annotation, cellular component: protein kinase 5 complex; cytoplasm. The transcript is spliced from 2 exons. Lineage: Eukaryota; Metazoa; Chordata; Actinopteri; Cypriniformes; Danionidae. The record is from RefSeq and is a predicted model, not a curated record. Gene Ontology annotation, molecular function: cyclin-dependent protein serine/threonine kinase activator activity; protein kinase binding.